Thalassophryne amazonica is the source of this 2128-nucleotide messenger RNA. It is a transcript of the gene syndig1l, whose product is annotated as synapse differentiation inducing 1-like. The record is from RefSeq and is a predicted model, not a curated record. Gene Ontology annotation, cellular component: intracellular membrane-bounded organelle; membrane. The transcript has 4 exons. NCBI's taxonomy places the organism in Eukaryota, Metazoa, Chordata, Actinopteri, Batrachoidiformes, Batrachoididae. Bases 559 to 1353 code for a protein of 264 amino acids.
GGUGGAGAUGCGCAGACGGAGAGGACGCGCUGUUGCGUCUGUUUGCGCACAGCGUGCAGCCUCUCCUCCUCCUUCUCCUCCUCCUCUCGCUCUCUCUCUCUGUCUCUCUCUCCCCCGCGUCUCCUUUCACGGAGGGUGCUUCAACUUUCCUCAGCGAAAACAUUCCAGUCGACUCUCUGUGCAAACGGCUUAUUAACGGAGAGGAUGGUGACGGCGGCGGCUUCCGGCGCGCGCAGCGGCGCACACGAUCGUGUGUUUCUCCAAAGUCUUAAAAAAUAGAAGAUGUCUCUCUCUCUCUCUUUCUCUCUCUCUCUGGGCAUCUCGGACAUCAUGCACGAGCGCAAAAAAGCCAGCAUUUGCAGCUUGCAAACAAUAUUUGGAUUAUCAAGAAGUGAAAGAUCUCAGGGUGCUGGAUGCUGAAUGCCUCUAACUCCUUCCAUAUCAUCAACGCACGCCUUUCUGCAGGACAUCCUGUCUGAUUACACCAGUCAGUCCUCUGUCUCCGAGAGCAGACAUCACCACAAAGCUUGUCCCAAUCAAUGAUUGACCUUCUUCAUUAUGGAGAACCUUAGCGAGCUCCAGAACCCUCUGCUGGACAAGAACACCAAGCACAUGGUGAACGGUUAUGGAGGCGACUUCCCUAAUAACAAGUACCAGGAAAAUAUUAUUAAUUAUUUUGCUGGAGGUGGAGGUGAAGGAGGGGGGAAGGUGAGUAAUGGCAGUGUGGUGAGUGGAGGUGGCUGCCAUGCCAACGGAAAGGUGAAAUGUCAGCAGUUUUUGGAUGCCACCUCACUGCAUCUGGCGGUCGAGGCCUUCUACAGGCCGAACUUCAUCCUGUACAAGGAGGACAGCGACAGCGUCAAGGCUAAGGACUGCAAAAGCGAGUGCUGUGAGACCACCUUCACCGAGAAGAAGGCGAAGGAGGCCUCCAGUGUGGCGGCAUCAGACACGCCUGGCACGGAGGAUCCCCAGGCAAAACUUCUGGAAGACGGAGAACACAUCAAGAUCCAAACUGUUUCCUACGAGGUGGAGGAGGAAGAGUAUGUGGAGUAUGAGACGGACUGCUCCAGCGACAGCGAGAGCGAGGAUAAUUUCGUCGUCGUCCCUCCACGAGACCACCUGGGCCUGGCCAUCUUCUCCAUGCUGUGCUGUUUCUGGCCUCUGGGAAUUGCAGCGUUUUACUUCUCGCAGGGGACCACCAAAGCAGUAAAUAAAGGUGACUUCCCACUGGCCAACAUCGCCUCACGGCGAGCUCUGUUCCUCGCCGCCCUCUCCAUCACUAUAGGCACCGGGGUGUACGUGGGGGUGGUAGUCGCUCUCAUCGCCUACCUUUCUAAACCGGGACACAUAUAGCAGCCGUGCCUUCCUUCCAUACCUCCAGGGAGCUCUGGGAAGAGAUCGGCCCCUCUGGGGACAUCGGUUCACAUGCAGAUUUCACGGAAAGUUUUUUUGUUGUUGUUGUUGUUGUUUUUGGGAAGAGAUGUACAGCGAUGCUCUCCGCAUUCUUUUCUUUCUUCAGCACCUUCUCUCCCUGCGGCCCUCCUGUCAGAUGAGAUUAGCCACAGCGACUGGAAAGAGGUCAAACUGAAAUGGGGCUGGGUUUUUUUGUUUGUUUGUUUUAGUGUCAGAAGUAUUCCACACCACCGUCGUGUUGACACGAUCCUCCAUCAACCUCCUGAUUUGAGACGAUCUGUCACCGCAAGUUAUUCAUGCAACUUGCAGUUCAUAUGUGUGAAAUGAACAUAAAAUCACCCAGUGGAUGAAAAGAUGACGUUUGAAGCUUUUUCCUUAAAAAAAACAAAAAAACAACAAGAAACAAAACUGUCUGAUCCUAGUUUCAUUCCAACAAAAAUCAUCUCCAACAAGUUCUGAAGAUGAUCGAGAACGGCAUGAAUUACAUGAACUUCUGCUCUGUCACAACACGGUGCUUUUGUCCAACAAUUUGAAAAGAAGAAGAAGAAAAAAAAAAACGUGUCUAUCCAUCAGAAUCAUAUCCUGGAAUAAGGAUCCGUCAUAUUUGUUUCACCAGCAUCACACGGUUUCUAUUUGUUUUUGUGCCCACGUUGUCCUGAGGCACCUUGUUAAGGAAUGCAGAUUGGAGACGUGUGUGCAAAAGGUCAGACAUUCU